CAAGUAUACGUAAUUUCACCCACCUCUUGAAGUUUCAUAUCCACGUUGUGAGAAUAUACCAUGAAUUUGAUACUCGUGGAUAAGGGGUGGUUAUUAAGUUUAAUUUAAAGUUAAGUUGAGUGAAAUUCAGAUUUGGUCUUGGGUCUUGUUGAAAUCGUUUUGCCGCAUAAUUGUACUUUGCAGCCUUUUCCUGCUGUCCCCAGAAAAAUUAUCCAAAAUUUGAAAAGUCGUGCGCAUUGUACCAAAUAGUCUGUAUAGAUUAAAAAGAUUUGAAUUACAAUGUGAUGAUGAUAGGGUUUGAAACUGAUUAAGUUUGAUCAUGAGUAGGCGACCGAUAUCGAUUGACGAUCUACUUAAAGAUGAGUCUGAUGAUGAUGCUUUCACCAGCAAGCCUAUCACUCGAAUAAAUGGUGCACCAAAGCUUGUGUUCUUAUCCAAAGCACAACGUGAAAAACUAGCUAUACAGAAGAAACUUAAACAACAACAAGCAGAUGAAGAUGAAAAGAAUCGACAACAAAUUGAAAGAAAGAAAAGAAUAGUAGAGUAUCAUGAUGAAGAAGAGAAUGAGAAAAAAGAAUCACCUCUUAUAACUAUUAGUAAUGACAAAACUACAAAGAGGAAGAAAUCAAAGUUUAAUUUUGAUUGGGAUGAAGGGGAAGAUACUUCAAAUAAUUAUCAACCAUUGAUCUUCCAAGACAUUAAACGGACCUCAAAUCAAGAUGAAAUUAUCAUCAGUGAUAAACAUUGGACUGAUAAAACAGUGGAUGAGAUGACUAUUCGAGAUUGGAGGAUUUUCAAAGAAGAUUAUAAUAUAGUUUCUAAAAAUGUGAUUAAUGAUAUUAAACCAUUACGUAAUUGGGAUGAGAUUCCCAAGUUAAUCCCCAGUAAGAUCAUAGACCUUAUAUAUAAAUUGAAAUAUGAUAAUCCAACCCCAAUUCAACGGGCCUCCAUUCCAAUCACUUUAAAUAAUCAAGAUAUUAUUGGGAUUGCAAAGACUGGAAGUGGGAAAACUUUAGCAUUUUUAAUUCCUUUAUUAACUUAUUUAUUAAAUAUAGAUGAUAAUUAUUUCAAAUAUGAACAUAAACAACAAGAUGAAUUCAAUAAACCUUUAAGUCUUAUAUUGGUUCCUACUAGAGAAUUGGCUUUACAAAUUACAAAAGAAGCUAAUAAAUUUUGUCAAGAUUUAGGUAUUAAUGUUAUAUGUAUAAUUGGAGGUCAUCAAUAUGAAGAAACUAUCAAUUCAAUUCAAAAUGGUGGUGGGGUUCAUAUAGUAGUGGCUACUCCAGGUCGAUUAAUUGAUUCAUUAGAGAGACAUAUUAUAGAUUUGGGUAAAUGUUAUCAUUUAAUCAUGGAUGAAGCAGAUAGAAUGAUUGAUAUGGGGUUUGAAGCAAGUUUGAAUUCAAUUUUUAAAUAUUUACCUACUGAAAAUCAAUUAAAAUCAACCAUUGAUUCUAAAAUUUUUAAUAUUAAUCAUCGAAUAACAUUAAUGUUUACAGCUACCAUUACAACUGCUAUUGAAAAAAUAAGUAAGAAUUAUUUAAUCAACCCUGCUUAUAUAACUAUUGGUAAUGCUGGCGAAGCAAAUGAUAGUAUUAAUCAAGAAUUUGAAUAUUUGACGACUACUCCUAAUGAUGGGGGUCAAGAAUUAGAUGACCAAAGGUUUGCUAAAUUAUUAACUGUUAUAAAUAAACAUCAACAACAAUAUCAUGAUAUUACUUCCAUCAUUAUCUUUGCCAAUUAUAGAAAGAUCUGUGAUGCUUUAUCCACAAGGUUGUCUGCAAGUGGCUGGAAAGAUAAUGUGGUGAUUCAUGGAUCAAAGAAUCAAGAAUCAAGAGAAUGGUCUAUUAAUAAUUUUCGAAAUCAUGAAUCUCGAGUUUUAAUCGCUACCGAUGUAGCGGCCAGAGGUAUUGAUGUUUCUGAUGUGUCAUUGGUAGUUAAUUUUCAAAUGGUUACUAAAUUUGAAGAGUAUAUACAUAGAAUUGGUAGAACUGGUAGAGCUGGUAAAACUGGGUUAGCAUAUACUUUUAUUGAUGAUUCAAAUAAGGAUGUGUUUUUAGAUUUAAAGAAAUAUUUAAGUAAAAGUGGAAAGAAGUGUCCUGAUUGGUUAUUGAAGGCUACUCAAUCUCAAAAUUUAAGAGAUUAAAUACUGUAUUAUUAUCAUUAUAUAUUAUUGUUACA
This is a messenger RNA of Scheffersomyces coipomensis, 2178 nucleotides long. RefSeq names its product mRNA splicing protein. Lineage: Eukaryota; Fungi; Ascomycota; Pichiomycetes; Serinales; Debaryomycetaceae. Gene Ontology annotation, biological process: mRNA splicing, via spliceosome. The coding region runs from base 320 to 2143 and encodes 607 amino acids. The record is from RefSeq and is a predicted model, not a curated record. Gene Ontology annotation, molecular function: ATP binding; RNA binding. The transcript has a single exon. Gene Ontology annotation, cellular component: catalytic step 2 spliceosome.